Molecule: messenger RNA, 1779 nt
Organism: Aspergillus calidoustus
Lineage: Eukaryota; Fungi; Ascomycota; Eurotiomycetes; Eurotiales; Aspergillaceae
Source: the annotation of a GenBank genome assembly
AUGAGUAUUCUUUCCCAACCAGAAGUGGCUCGCUUCGAGACCACCAGGCGACUCCUCUCGCACCUGGUCAACGAAGGCCUUUGCGCAGCAUAUCUGGAGUCCGCUGACACUGAGCAGCUGCAAUGGAUGCGAUUGGUUAGCUUCACUUCCCAGCCUCCAGAGCACUCCAUGGUCAAGGUGCGGAUCGAGCCAGCCCAACUCGGACUGAACGAGAAUGGGCAAGUCAAUUCCCUGCUUCGGCCUUGUCAGCUCAGGCCUCCGGUGCUUCUUUUUGAGAAUCUUCAGUCCCGGCCAGAGCUUGACCCCGGGGUCAUCUUCCAAUUCGUGUUUCCCUGGUUCGCACAACCUGAAAUUGAAAGCAUGAGAGAUGCAAUCGCCCAAGAACUCCAAAAUGCUUCAGCCAACCAAGAAACCUGGCUGGACGUCGCCGCCCAGUUACCGCCGUUGGCUUUGAUGAGUCCCGCGAUCGAAUGGGAGAGAACCCUGGUGACCGGACAUCCAACGCAUCCUGCUUCGAAGCUCCAUAAGACCCUCUACACACAACCCCCGCUCCCUCAAAUACAACCCGCCCAGAUUUGGGACAUGCUGUCCCCCCAAGUGACCUUCCUCUCCGUGCCUCGCUCCCAAGUCCGAGUCUCCGGACCAUUCGAGAAUCUUCUCAGCAGCCUCCUCACCAAACUCGAUAUCCCCAAUUCCUCAGAAGACCGAAUCAUAGUCCCCAGUCUCGCGCAGCAAAGUCCCUCCAUCCUAUCCCGCUUCCACGACGUGCAAAUCGUCGGCUCAGAGCGCGCAUCCGCCCAAGCCUCAAUGCGAACCCUCACCCUCCGUCCCGAACUCAACUUCAAAUACCACCUUAAACUCUCGCUCGCGUGCCAGAUCACAUCUGCGCUGCGAACAAUCACCCCCUGGACGGCGCUCGGUGGCGCCGAGGUCUCGGCGCUGCUUGAGAAGCUGCUCCCGCCCGAUAUGUGGCUGUUCAAAGAGGUGGCUGCGGUGACCGGCGCGCAGGAGGAUUUCAACGACGCGAAGCAUUUCUCGUGUAUCCUCCGAGAGGAUCUUGAGCUGCGAGCCAACACACAGGGUGAGUCGCUCAUCAUUGCGUCUGCGUUUAGCCAGCUCCCCGUCACUGGGUUUGAGAAGGAGACGACGGCACACCCCGAGGCGCUCUUUCCACCGGCGAACGAGCAGAGGGAAAAGAAGGAGUGGUUCCGCAGUGCUCAAUCCCACUACCGCACCUCCUCAUAUUUUGGUUCUCGCUGUUACAUCUCCAUCCUCCUCAACCUGACCCUCCCCCCACUGGUCAACCAUGGCAUCGGCCUCGAAGCGCACGGCCAAAACACCUGCGUGCGCAUCUGCCGCGCAUCACGGACAAUAAAGGGCUUCGCUGUUCGCGACUUUGGCGGAAUAAGACUACACAUGCCCACGCUCCGAAGCCAGGGGUAUGACCUGCAUACCAUCCCCCCUGGAGCGGCGACGACGACAGAUGACUUGCAUGACGUGUGGAGUAAAGUGCAUCACUACUUGUUCCAAAACCAUAUUGGACAACUUGUCGUGGCGUUGGGUCUGGAGGAGGAUGGUGGGUGGGGGGUUGUUAGGGAUGAGGUUCGGAGGGUUUUGUUUCCGAGUGGGCGAGGGAAGGGUUGUGGGUUGCAUGCGGAGGGGCUUUAUGGGUUUUUGAUGGAGGAGACGAUGCCGUUCAAGUGCUUUUUGAGGAUGAGGAUGGAGGGCAAGUAUCGUGAUUAUGUUGAACGGAGGCUCCCCAAUGUGCUUCUCUACUGA